Molecule: messenger RNA, 1476 nt
Organism: Mercenaria mercenaria
Lineage: Eukaryota; Metazoa; Mollusca; Bivalvia; Venerida; Veneridae
Product: putative vitellogenin receptor
Exons: 9
Coding region: 67-1461 (464 amino acids)
Source: RefSeq, a predicted model, not a curated record
AUUUAAAGGAUUAGCCUGCUAGGUUACACACAGUGUUUAUGUCGGAAACAUACAGGACAGGCAGACAUGAAUUUUGUACAGCUAACAUUUGUAUUCUGUCUGCAACUGAUGCAUCUAUUUUCUAAUGUAUCAGGAAAGUUGGGAGUAGAGGAUGGAUGUAGAGAGGGUACGACAGGAGGACCAGUGUGCAGUCAGCUGUGUACAGAUAAUACAGAACAGCGUACAUGUUCUUGUAUAACUGGAUAUGUGCUGACAGAUGACAACAGGACAUGCGUUGUUACAGGAGAGGAGCCACUGUUAGUGCUGGUGUCCGGUAAGGAGGUCAGUGUUUAUUAUACAGAGACAGAGGAUGUUGAGACAUUGACACAGUUGCCAGAUAGUCAGAUCACCGCUAUAGGUUUUGGUCCAUUUAACAGUGUGUUGAUUGCAGCAAACAAUGGAAAAGUUGUGUACAGAACAAAGCUUGAUGGUAGUAAUAACCAGAGAGAACCCCUAGCCACCAUUGAUACAGGUGUUGAGAAUGUUACCAGUGUGGCAGUUGACUGGGUUACGUCUAAUAUAUACAUGGUAGACAGUGCAGCAGGAACAAUUGUAGUGUGUUCAUGGAAGGGAGAUAACUGUGCAGUAUUAGUCAGUGACUUAAAUUGUCCAUAUUCAGUCUUGGUGAAUGUAAAAUCAAGAAAGCUGCUAUGGUCAGAAUGGGGUUCUGAAGGUCAGGCUGGUUCCAUACACUCCACAGAUCUGGAUGGUUCCCAACCCACAUUGUUUGUAGACAAUCUGAACAGGCCACAAAACUUGGUACUAGAUGAAACAGUUGGAGCACUAUUUUGGGUAGCAAGAUCUGAAAGUACUUAUAUAAUUCAGUCCUUGAAACAGAAUAGUGGACACAAAAAGUUCCUACAGCUGUAUGGAAGUGGGUCUGCUGCUCCCAGUCUGUGUGUGCUGGCUGACUACCUGUGUGGAUCUGCUGCUCCCAGUCUAUCUGUGCUGGCCGACUACCUCUAUGUAACAACCAGAAAUAGCACAGUCCUUAUAAACAAGUUCACAGGUGAUGUGGGGAUGACACUUGGUACAGGAAAUGUUACUGCAGCAUCCUUAUAUCAUCCUGUCCUGUAUGAUAGACCUUCGCAAGUAAAUCCUUGUGAUACAUCACCGUGCAGUCAUCUGUGUGUACCUAGCAACAAUAACCAUGGUUACAGAUGUCUGUGUCCUGUUGAUAUGGAGCUGGUUACAGAACAGAACUGUUCAAGGAAAGAGAACGUAGAGAGGCUGUUGGUUUCUGGGAUCACUGGUAUAUAUGAAGUUCCUACAGAAUUCAUUGGUAACCAUGGUUAUCAAGGUCACAGACUACUAAAUGCAGAUGUGAGCUGUAUGGUGUAUAAUGGUGUAGAAGAGAGAAUUUUCUACUAUGAUGAUACACAGAAAGCAUUACAGAUGCUGCAGUUGCAUCACUCUCAGUAAGUUUAUACAUAAGAG